AUGUACGGAGGCGAGUUCGACGGCAACGCUGCUUUCGCCGGCGGCGGUUUCAUGCCUUCUCAGGCAACUACUCAAGCCCCUGACUCCUCCAAUUUCAAGAAUCGCGAGGUGCGUACUUUGCUUCCCCUGACUCUGAAGCAGUUGAAUAGUGUAUCAACCAAUGGUGAAUCAAAUUUCUCAAUAGACGGCGUUGAUAUUAACACUGUUGCAAUUGUUGGACGAGUUACUAGAAUGGAGAACAGAAUCACUCAGGUCGAUUUUGUUGUAGAUGAUGGUACAGGCUGGGUCGACUGUGUUAGAUGGUGUCACGAACGUCAAGAAACUGAAGAAAUGGAAGCAGUCAAGCUGGGAAUGUAUGUUCGCCUACAUGGACACCUGAAAAGUUUUCAAGGGAAGCGAUCUUUGAAUGUUUUCUCAAUCAGGCCUGUCGUUGACUUCAAUGAGAUUGUACACCACUUUAUUGAGUGUAUGUAUGUCCACAAGUACAAUACCAAGACACGGGGCGGUCCAAUUGCUCAGGCUGCUGCGACUCCUAUACCCCAAAUGCCAUAUUCAACAAUGUCAACCCCUGCAAAGCCAUACCAAACCGCUCCAUCUAAUCAGUUUCCGAACCAAUUCAAUGAUCAAAUGCACAGCAUGAUGCAGACAGUCUUGAAUUACCUGAAUCAACCUAGGCACCUUGCAUCUGAAGGUGGAGUUCACUAUGAUGUGAUUUCUCGUGACCUCAGGAUUCCUCCGCUUCAAGUCAAGGAUGCGUUAGAAAUGCUAUCGAAUGACGGCUGUGUUUACUCAACUAAAGAUGAGAAUUGCUUCAAAUCAACCGCAGACGCAUGA
Messenger RNA from Arabis nemorensis, 834 nucleotides. Lineage: Eukaryota; Viridiplantae; Streptophyta; Magnoliopsida; Brassicales; Brassicaceae. The record is from the annotation of a GenBank genome assembly.